Messenger RNA from Anneissia japonica, 714 nucleotides. RefSeq lists its product as uncharacterized. Lineage: Eukaryota; Metazoa; Echinodermata; Crinoidea; Comatulida; Comatulidae. The record is from RefSeq and is a predicted model, not a curated record. The coding region runs from base 1 to 714 and encodes 237 amino acids. The transcript has a single exon.
AUGAAAUUUAGAGCAGAGAGAAUUGCCCUUACAGCCGAUAUUGAAAGCAUGUUCUUGCAGGUCAUUGUUAAGGAGCAAGAUAGAGAUAGCCUUCGAUUCUACUGGCGUCCAGUAGAUGGACAACCAAUUAAGACAUUCCGGAUGACGAGACAUCUAUUUGGUGCCACUUUCUCACCAGCUUGUGUCAACACGACAUUGAGAAGGACAUUGGAAGAUCAUGGUAUGAGAUAUUGUGAUGAGGCAAGAAAGGCAAUGAAAGUGAAUUUUUAUGUUGAUGAUUGUCUGGCAUCGGCUCCUGACCAGAUGAAGACAGUACGCAUGAUCAAAGACCUGUCCAACCUCUGUCUUGAUGGGGGUUUCCGUUUAACCAAAUGGCUGUCCAAUGAUAAAGAAAUGUUAAACACAGUUCCUGAAGCAGAAAGAGCCCCGGAACUGAAGUCAUUGGAUUUAAAUAACGAUGACUUGCCAACAGGUAGAACCAUGGGCGUACAAUGGUCACCUCAACUGGACACACUAAGCUUUAAUAUAACAGCCGCCGAAAGGAAUUACACAAGAAGGGGCAUCUUGUCUAUUACCAGCUCUCUCUUUGAUCCAUUGGGAUUGGUGGCCCCUUUCAUUCUGCCAGCAAAAAUGCUACUACAAGAUCUCUGUCGGCAAGGCCUAGGUUGGGACGACCUCAUUGAUGAUUUCUCAAUGCAGCGAUGGAGGAUAUAG